This is a messenger RNA of Guillardia theta CCMP2712, 1830 nucleotides long. RefSeq lists its product as hypothetical. The record is from RefSeq and is a predicted model, not a curated record. Bases 1 to 1830 code for a protein of 609 amino acids. The transcript has 3 exons. NCBI's taxonomy places the organism in Eukaryota, Cryptophyceae, Pyrenomonadales, Geminigeraceae.
AUGGCUAAUAGCUUUGUUACAGUACUGGAUCAGUCAUUUGAUCCCCAGGCAAUAUAUGGCGUGGAAAAGUCACUUGACAUGACGCACUCUAAUCGCAUCGAUGAUUAUUCUCCUUUCUUUGCCGAAACCGAUGAUGAUAUGUCUUCAAGCUUGGUGGCGAAAGUUCAGCAACUCAAGAAGAGGUUGAUCAAGUUGGCCAAGAUGCAAAAAGCAUUUAUGAGGAAAUUGGACGAGCCAGUACCGAUCUCCACAACUGUUCUGCCGGGUGAACCUGGAAGGUUGGGACCAAGGGGUAUACGAGGACCACCUGGUGCGCCUGGCCCACAAGGGCUGACAGGAGCCGUUGGAAGAUAUGGUGUGACGGGAAACUCCGGAGUUCCUGGCGACAUGGGCCCCAUGGGCCUCCCUGGGCUACCUGGCGACCAGGGAGAUCGAGGCAGGACCGGCGUCCCCGGCAUCCAGGGACCUCCGGGCCCGCGAGGUCUCGUCGGCGAACCAGGACAGAAAGGAGACAAUGGACCCCCAGGAUAUCCAGGAGAGAAUGGUAUGGCUGGUCUUCCAGGUCAACGAGGAAACCCGGGACCCAGAGGGCAAUCUCCCAGAGGACCUCCGGGAGAUCCUGGCACCCCUGGUACUCGAGGCCUUCCUGGACCCAAGGGCCCCCCUGGUGCACGAGGACCCCCUGGUCCUCCCGGUAAUGCAGGAGCCCCGGGUGACAUCGGAGCCAGGGGUGCCCAGGGUCCCGCAGGCAAGGACACCGACGUGAUCAGCGCUAACAUGUGUCCCGGGAUCCGAGAGGAAUCGAAGAAACACGUGUGCUGCGGCACAUCUAAUGUGGCAUGGGAAGACUUCAAGACAUACGGCACGCUCAUCGACGUCAACACAGACCGGUGCAAGUUCCUCAAUGACGAUGUGAUGUACUUCACCAGCGUGUUUGGCAACAGCUUGAUCGGCGGGUUUGCCGGGGUGGGCAGCAUCCACGACUCGAAGAAGGACAGCUUUCGUAUGUACGUGAUGGCGCCGGCGAAGACCCGACAGGCGUGGGAGGUCAACUCCAACCAGGUCAAGGUGCAGUGGUGCGGCGUGGGCGAGUCCACUGGGCCUCAGGAAGUCGGGCUUUGCUGCGGGCUGACCUCCCCCAAUGACUGGUCCAACGACAACGCAGGGAGAAGCAUCCAAGUCAACAUCAACACGAAGGCUUGUCAGUUCGGAGGGAGCCCACAGUACUUCAGUACGCUGAGCGGCAUGGGCGCCGUGCAGGACACGGUCGGCACCGCCUCCAUCUACCCGGGAUCCGACCUUCCUAAGAACUCGUUCCGCUCCAUGAUCGGGGGCCUGAGCUCGUACCUUGACACCGUCACCAAGGCAAAUGCCCGAGCGAACAACUGGCAGCUGGGAUGGUGCGGGAUCGGGUCCGUGUUCCCGACCGGAGACAUGCUCAUCAACCGCAAGGAGAUCACGGCGGCCGAGUACCCUUGCACGGGAGUACGACUGGUGUCGGGGAGCUCGGUAGCGAGCAACGCGGCGAGGGCCUGCUGCGGGAUAUCGGAGGGCCAGUGGAAGUCGGACUCGACCAACCUCGUCUACGAGUACGUCGACACGUCAUCGUGCAACUUCAAAGCCAGCCCGGCCCCCGUCUACCUUACGAGCCUCAGGGGCACAGGCAAGCUCUUCGAGAUGGGAGGGGUAACCUCCGUGUACGACCCGUCAGUCAAGGGCUUCACGACCAAGCUGAUGCUCAGCUCGGUGUCAGGGAACAUGGAUGUAGAAAAGGCGAAGCAGUACAGCCUGCAGGUACAAUGGUGCGGCUUCGGGGAGAAGGCUAGUUGA